AAGCUUCACAGAACCUCCAACCAAGAAACUGAAAUCGCUCUCUCUCACAAUUUCCAUAAUUCACAAACUGAACUUCUCAGCUCACCCUCCCACUCAAGUAAUCAAAACCAUGUCCAACAUUUCUGAAGAGCAACUCCAACAGUUCAUCUUUGAUGCAUUGGAAGGUCCCCAGUUGCCAUCCAAACCUUCCACAAGACAAUCGUCCUCCAAACGAGGAAAAAGUAAAGGCAAAGAAACCCGCAAGGCACCCAAAAGACCUUCCGAGAUUAUGGUUCCUUGUGCUAGAUUGGAUCCCCAAGAAAUUGUGUCUCUCCUCGAAAUCUAUGCAAGCUCAGAUGGUGGCAAAGCCGAGCUCUUACUUGAUUCAUUGAAGAAUUCAAGCACUGAGGUUGAGUACCACAGCAGCAACCACAACAGAGUGAGGAGAGGAAAAGCUCCAAAGGCGGCAUAAGGGGUGUUCUUACUCCCUCAAUUGUAUCAACAUGAUGCAUUCCUUUUAUGCAUAAACUCUGGGCCUUGAUUUGCAUCCUCAGUUGGCUUGGAUAGCAACUCUUGGCGAAACGAGCGUUACAAGGUUUCUCACAGCACAGCAAACACUUUUUGGAAAUCUUCCAUAAUUUAAUCAUAAGUUUACGUAAAAUAAUUUCCAUUAUUUUAGGC
Seminavis robusta is the source of this 660-nucleotide messenger RNA. Lineage: Eukaryota; Bacillariophyta; Bacillariophyceae; Naviculales; Naviculaceae. The record is from the annotation of a GenBank genome assembly.